AAUUGAUUGAUAAAUAAAAAAAAAGUAGACGAGGAGAGAGAAACCUAUGGAUAGGAUUCCACAGAUUCCCAUCGAGAUCGAGAUCGAGGCGGCCGCGAGACGGCAGGGAUCCUGCCCGUCCCAUUCCCCCCCUCUCUCCCCUCGCCCCCAGAAACGGAAAACCAGCCCAGCGGCAGCGUGCCAGGGGAAUAAAAUCCUAGUCAAAUACUGACGGGGAGGACGAACAUCACAGCAGCAGAAAUCCGGCCUUGUGAAGCACGGCGCCGUCCAGCCAGCCAAGGGAGGGAGUAGGCAGACAAGCAACGCAACGCAAGAGCGCUCCGCUCCGAUCCGAUCCCCUGUCCGCCCGCCCGCCCGCCCGCCCGCCCGCAGUCUCCGCUCUUCUCCCCCUUCUCCAUUUAUUAGGGGCAGGGCAGGUUCACUUCUUGAUCCGCUCGCCUCAUCUUGCUAUCUGUGGAAGAUCGACGUCUUCCUCUUCCGCCGCUCAAGCUUGCGAGCACGUGGCCUGGAUCUUCAUCCCGUGGGUGGGGCUCACUCGUCCCGGCCGGCACCACUUCUUGCAGAUCCAGGCGGAUUCUUGACAUGCGAGACUGAUGACGGCGGCGGAAGCGAGAGCUGCUUGGCAACGGGCCGCCAACCGCUGCUUGUUUCAGGAGGAUGCAAAGAGGGCUCCCAAACUGGCCUGCUGUCCACCGUCGAUGCAGCAGCAGCAUGAAGCAAACAGCGGGAACCCCACCAGUCCGCGAGACUGCCACAUCCCAAACUUCAUGCAUUUGAACUGGAACCCGAUGAACUCCAGUCAGCCGAUAGACGCCUGGUUUCUUCAGCUGCAGCCCAAUUUCGGGUCCCACAAGGUGCUUUCUGGCGACCGUCUGAAUUACAUGGGCGGAGAGGCCAGCGCCAAGAAAGUGGACAGUUUCUCGCCCGUCUCUACGCUUGACGACAUCAACACCAAGAAGAGCGAGUGCCCUUCUGAGCCGCCGUGGAUGGUUUCGACGGCUUUUAUGAAGCAAACAUCUGAAGCACCUUGCGAAGGGUGCCCUCAAGCGAGUCUCAAGUGCAGAGGAAAUCCGAAUAGCUUGCUUCGUGAGGACAAAGAGUUUAUGGAGUUCAAAACCUUCGAUCCUUUGUUUCCCAAGAAACCACAGAAGGCGUGCUAUGAGAUGGAUCCACCUUGGGAACAAGACAGGAAGUCUCAGCCCUGGUGGCAAGUAGCUGAUGAGGAAGGAUUGGCUUCGCUUGUCGCGGAAAGGGCAAUGCAGCACAUUGAGAACAACGAUCUGCCAAAGCCCACUCAGGUAGUGCGUAUUCAUGGGCCAAAACUGAACGGCCAUGAAAACAAGGAUGGCUGUGGGAAUUCAUCUUCUUCUUCGCAACCUCAACUACAUGACACCAUGAUGUGCAGCUAUAGCCUCUCGAGCACCAAUGAGACGAAUUCAUCUGACGGUGGAGGCUGGCAACAGUCUCACAAAAAUGAUGCGCAUGGGGGCACACAGGAUUCAUAUAGUAGUGGUGAUCAUACACCAGGGAGCAAGCAAACAUAUCAGAAUCAGAAAGAUGCCGAGAGGGCCCAGCUACUGGAUGCUCUUCGCCAUUCGCAGACACGGGCUAGGGAAGCUGAGGUGGCUGCCAAGAAUGCUCACGAUGAGAAAGACCACGUCGUCAAGCUAUUGUUUCGUCAGGCCUCACACCUCUUUGCGUGUAAGCAGUGGCUGAAAAUGCUGCAGCUGGAGAACAUAUGCCUCCAGCUCAGGCUGAAAGAGCAUCAGAUAGCAGCCAUGUUCCCGGAGCUUCCCUGGACGGUGAUGAAGGAGGAGAAGGCGGAGCCAGAAGAGGAGCGAAAAGGCAGGGCAAAGAAGAAAAGCAGGAGGCAGAACAAGGAAGGUGGCUUCUGCAAGGCCAUCAUGUUUGCAGUUGGCGUAGGCAUCGUCGGCGCAGGGUUGCUCCUUGGAUGGACCUUUGGGUGGCUGCUGCCCAGGUUGUAAGUUCUUCUACCUAGCGUGCAGUUCAACGAAUAGGUGGUAGGUAAAUCUCCAGAUAUCUGCUUCAUGAAGUAGGAGAAUGAAAAUGGUUGAAUUCUUAGAAGUACUCAUACAAGCCUGAUGAUUUGGAAGCCUUGCUGGUGAUAUCUCUCCACGAUCCACACCACGCCUUCGUGUAUAUAUAGGAAGGUUUUAGUGUACAUAUUUGCCAGAAAUGGGUAUUUCUGGCACACCUGUUGGUUCCAUGGGUGAUGGGUUGAAGGUGUAAAUAGUGUGCCUGAGUGGUGGUGGAACUUCAAAAUCAGUCGACUUGAACGGUGUGUAAGCCUGUACUGUAAGUAAGUUUGUUUGGAGUUUGGACAAUGUGUACUGCAACUUUGUUAUUUUCUUGAUGUUUACAAACCGAUCGUGUGUUGGUAGCGACACUUUGUAAACCUGGGCUGCAUAAGUCUAUAACUUGGUUCUUUGUUAAAUGUAAGAGAAGUUUAAUACUAUUACUCAGCUUGGUAUUGACCAACUGAGCACAAUUUGGUGGCAA
Messenger RNA from Hordeum vulgare subsp. vulgare (domesticated barley), 2520 nucleotides. RefSeq lists its product as uncharacterized. Lineage: Eukaryota; Viridiplantae; Streptophyta; Magnoliopsida; Poales; Poaceae. The transcript has 4 exons. The record is from RefSeq and is a predicted model, not a curated record. Bases 594 to 1985 code for a protein of 463 amino acids.